Hydatigera taeniaeformis is the source of this 1269-nucleotide messenger RNA. NCBI's taxonomy places the organism in Eukaryota, Metazoa, Platyhelminthes, Cestoda, Cyclophyllidea, Taeniidae. The record is from the annotation of a GenBank genome assembly.
AUGUCUGUUGUUUCAGGUCAAUAUGACCUUCAAAUUCGUCACGCCAAAAGCCUCGACGAGGGACAAUACGUAUGUCAACUGCGUUAUGAUCAAAAAACCUACUUCAGUCAAACGGCCGAUGUUCGUAUUUUGGUGGCGUCAGAGAUUCCCACACUGGUUCAGUCCGACAUCCACACUGCCGAGGACGUGAGGCGCGUGGGACCGCAGGUGGCUGCAACAACGACUGAAGGCACCUACCUACGCCUUCAUUGUAUUGCCAAGAAUGGCAAACCAGGCGCUAAACUCUUCUGGACACUGAAUGGAAGCCCCUUUAUAAUUGUUUACAACGAGGACGGAACCAAGGGCAAGAUCACCAGCCCCAUUGAAGGCAACGUGUCAAUCAGGAGCAUACCCGCGUCAGAGCCACCCUUCUUGGUGACAACGGUGAGUGAGAUUAUCGUCUACGUGACAAAACUGCACCACGGCUCGAAUAUUCAAUGUACAGCGCAGAAUGAAGGGUACGAGAACCAGCCCCUUGAACCGGCUUUCACCAGGCUCAACAUACACUAUGCACCGGUUGUAAAAAUGCGAGUUUCUCCGGCCACAGGUCGAAGAAAUUUGUUGGAAAAUGAUGUUGUUACCAUUCGAUGCUCCGCAGAAGGUCGGCCUGAUAAUUUCACCUGGAGUUGGAUGUUGAAUGGUUCGGUGAUUGAAGGCGAGAAAUCUGACCAGUACCGAAUUCGUCUUUCUCGAGACUUGAUCAAUCUGACUGUGGCCUGUGUGGCUUCCACUUUUGCAGAAGGCAGUGAUCAGACAGUACUAACAUUCCACUAUGCACCACAAUUCAUCAAUCCCAAUCCAGUAAUCUACGCCGGUGCGCUGGGGGAGCCGCUGCGAAUGCAUUGCGCGGUGGAGGGUAAUCCGCGGCCGGAGGUGGAGUGGCGUCUCUCCUCCACAACCUCAACAACCUCCGUAGCCACUACUGGCGUUGUUGGCGCCUUCGUGGGGGCAUUGGUGGGACGGGGCGAAACAUUUACGAGGGAGAAAAUUCACGAGAACGAUUUUGGCACCUACAUUUGUACUGCUCGAUCGGUGGGCUUUCCUUCGGUGUCAAAAAAAGUUAUUCUUGCCAAAAAAUCGGCUCCACGGAUUAGACCGACUGAACCGGUGUAUGCGGCCAUCGGAGCACCGGCCAGACUUCCAUGCACAAUUAACGCUAUUCCCUUGCCACCACCGGAGGGGUUGCUCUGGUUUCGUCGCGACAUAGUUCUUCGACCAUCCUCGCAGUAA